This is a messenger RNA of Dovyalis caffra, 1017 nucleotides long. The record is from the annotation of a GenBank genome assembly. NCBI's taxonomy places the organism in Eukaryota, Viridiplantae, Streptophyta, Magnoliopsida, Malpighiales, Salicaceae.
AUGACCACCACUCCUAACUCCACCUCCACCUCCACCACAGCCACCACCACAACCCGCCCAUUCACCACCACCACCACCAAACCUACCACCACUACAACCCCACCAAGACCACAAUCUCCAUUCCAAAUCCACCACCAGCAAAUAUACCCAGUAAUCAGACCUCAAACUCAAACCCCAAAUUCAAUCAUUCCUUCCAAUCAUCAUCAGCAACAACAAGGGGUUCUCUACCCAGUUGCCUCCUCUGGUCGCGGUUUCAUUCCCAGACCUGUUCGCCCACAGCAAGAUCAGACCCCAACAAACCAAGGCGUGUACCAUCAACGCGGAGUUGGGGUUGCUUACAGACCUCACACUCCAACUACGAUUGGUGGGUCUCCGAGUUCACGGUCUCAUCCGAAUCCUCAACAAUUGGGGGAUCUUCAUCAUCUUCAUAAUGUGCAGCAGCAGAUGAUGAUGAGUAGGCAGCAUCCUACUCACUUGCAACAUCACAAUUAUGUUGGUCUUGGUCUCGGUGUGGGUUCUGUUUCUGCUCCUAUUAAGGGAAUUCCAGUCACCGGCCAACACAAGGUUGCUCCAUCUCCAUCUCCAGUUUCUGAUUCGAAUGGCUAUAAAAAUUUGAGGGAACGAAGCAGAGAUGAUAAUCUUGUGGUGGUUAGAGAUCGAAAAGUAAGAAUAUCAGAUGGAACUUCUCUUUAUGUUCUUUGCCGAUCAUGGUUGAGAAAUGGAUUCCCUGAGGAAAGCCAGGUUCAGUACGGAGAUAGUGUAAAGCCUCUUCCAAGACCUCUUUUGCCAAAGAAGGAAGGUGAAGAUGAAGUUGAAAAAGAGAAGGAGGAUGAAGAACCUGUCGAUCAUUUGUCAACAGAAGAACUCCUAAAGAGACAUGUUAAGCAUGCUAAAAAGGUUCGAGCACGGUUAAGGGAAGGACGAUUAAAACGAAUUGCAAGGUACAAAAGUAGGCUUGCUCUUCUCCUUCCCCCACAGAUGGAACAGUUUAGGAGUGAUGCUGCUGAGGAGAGCUGA